This is a messenger RNA of Metarhizium acridum CQMa 102, 486 nucleotides long. NCBI's taxonomy places the organism in Eukaryota, Fungi, Ascomycota, Sordariomycetes, Hypocreales, Clavicipitaceae. The record is from RefSeq and is a predicted model, not a curated record.
AUGCGUGCUUCAAUUGCCGUCGCCGCCAGUCUCCUGGCCCUCGCCCACGCCCGCAUCACAGGCAUAUCCGUCCCCGAGACCAUCAAGCCGGGCGACACCAUCAACGCCACCAUCAUCAGCGAGAACUACAUCCAGGCCGUGUACGACGUAGCCAUUGCGUUUGGCUACGCCCCGGGCCACGGAACGCCCGAGAGCCUGGGACUCGUCGCGGGGUCAAUGUAUCUCGGUCCCGGUACGGUUUAUGAACCCUCCUCCCUUUUGGCUGAUGAGCGCUUACAAAAAAAACGAGCAGGUGAAUCGAACCAACUACACAGUUUCACCAAGCAGUUUGCUAUUCCGCAAAACGCCCCCAGAGGCAAGGGCCUCAUCACCGCCAGCUUGAUGAGUCUGUACGGCGCGCUGCACAUGCCCACGCUGAGCAACUACAACGUCAGCGUUACGUUUGGCGACGAGACGUCCACCAAGUAUGUUUCCAGCCAGUCCUAG